AUGCGAGUGAGUAACGUGACGAAAAAUUUAUGCUGUAUUUUGUUCCCCACCUCGCUUGUUGGAGCAGCUAGUAGCUGGUUUAACAAGUUUACUCAUCAUUCAAUAAUUUCCUGGGAGCAGCUAUCCAGGGAUUUGAAGAAGCGAUUCCAAACCACUAGGGAUAGGCGACCCAAAGCGGCCUCGCUAACCAAUAUAAAGCAGCAGCCUGACGAAACAAUUAAGGAGUACUUAAGUCGGUUUAGCACAGCUGCCGCUAGGCUUAGAAACUUGGAUGACAACACGCAACUUACAGCCCUUCAGGCGAGGAUCUCCACUGAUCCAUUAACUGUCGGGGGCGAGUUGUGGGAUGAUUUACAAGGAUGUCCAGUAAGAAGCAUCACUGAGUUCAACUAG
Messenger RNA from Cannabis sativa, 393 nucleotides. RefSeq lists its product as uncharacterized. Lineage: Eukaryota; Viridiplantae; Streptophyta; Magnoliopsida; Rosales; Cannabaceae. The record is from RefSeq and is a predicted model, not a curated record. The transcript has a single exon. The coding region runs from base 1 to 393 and encodes 130 amino acids.